GGUCCAUACUUCACAAAACUGCCUGGAGAGACCUAAUACAAUGGCGAGGGAUGAUUUACAUGAGUGGCGUGCACUUCACAAGACAAGAUGAGGAAUACAUACAAAGUCUGCAAACUGAGCAGGAAAGGGACACUCUGGUUCCUGAAGAGACCACUCCUCAAAACAUCUCAUCUGGGUCCUCUGAUACCACUGCUGGCUUCCUGGAUUUGAGUCAUGUCAAAGAAACUACCGAACCAGAUCUGAAAACCUUACUGACAACUCUGGCAUCAAAAGUCUGGAUUGGAGAGACGCCCAGCAGUAAUAUGAUCAAUGUAUGCAGAGAAAACAUAAUGGAUGGUGCCAUGCGAGCCUUUACAAGAAGGAGUUUCAAUCCAGAGGCCAAAUUAAGCGUCAUAUUUAUGGAUGACUUCAUGCAAGCAGAAGGUUCAGUGGAUGAGGGGGGCCCUACACGGGGGUUUUUCCGACUGCUCUCAGAGAUAGCAGCCUAUUUACAGGGCCACAGUAAGAACCUGUCCCUGGACAGCCACGCAUUACACAGAGGUCUCUACAGAACCUAUGGAGUUAUGAUGGCUGUGGCGCUGCUGCAUGGAGGAGUGUUGCCUUCUUUUUCUGGAGAGGCUCUACCAAAACCUCUGCUCUACACCACCACCGUGGAGGGACGGGACCGGCUGGUUCAGGCUGCCACAAGUUUCUACGUGGAAGGACAAAAGACCUCCCAACAGUGA
Molecule: messenger RNA, 725 nt
Organism: Micropterus salmoides (largemouth bass)
Lineage: Eukaryota; Metazoa; Chordata; Actinopteri; Centrarchiformes; Centrarchidae
Product: G2/M phase-specific E3 ubiquitin-protein ligase-like
Exons: 5
Coding region: 51-725 (224 amino acids)
Molecular function (GO): ubiquitin-protein transferase activity
Source: RefSeq, a predicted model, not a curated record